UUGGAAGUUUAGUUGGUUUUGAACCACGCUACCGUUCACAUCUCUGAGCUCUCUUUGCGCUCUCCACCCCUUAGCGCCAACAGUACACAGUACACCAAUCCAACCCGGAUACACAACUCGGCCAAUAAUCCACCUUUUCUUGCAAGUGAUAAUUCUAUCACUGUCCUGGGAAUAAUUUCCCCAGGAUUUUUUAGAUAAAUUUCCCCCUCCUAGCUGCUUACUGGGGAAUUCGGUCUAGUGUUGAUACUGCUAAUGCGAUAUAGUGAUGGUGUAUAAGUGAUAUCACGGAUAAUAUAAUCAACCAGGACAGUAUCAUGGCGUAUUCAACCCCAUUCUCACAGUCCUCCUUUUCGUCUUCAUCCUUCUCUCCGUCCUCCUUCUCCCCCUCAUCUAUGUCCUCAAUGUCCUCUAUGUACCUAAAGUCUGGUGGAGGUAUGCCUUAUCACAUGGGCCUUGGACCUCUAGGAAUGGGUCUGGAUCCAAUGCACGCAGUACAGUACAGCAAUCAAAUGCAUGGAAAGAAGCAGAGACGGGAAAGAACAACAUUUACAAGACAACAAUUAGAUGUUCUGGAAACACUUUUUCAAAAAACAAGGUACCCAGACAUUUUUAUGAGAGAGGAAGUAGCACUGAAGAUUAACCUACCUGAAUCGCGUGUACAGGUUUGGUUUAAAAACCGUCGUGCUAAGAUCCGCCAGCAAGCUGCCCAAGGAAAACCUAUUGUAACCAAUUCAGAAUCUGACGCGGCAAACUCGACGAAAAGCCCGCCAAAAUUGAAAAAAUCCUCGAGUCCUGUCCCCGCCUCUACCCCGCCUUCAUCCACAUCUUUCAUUAAAACCGAAGCUCGAUCCCCAACCGGUGCCGCCGACAGCAGCUCAGGAUAUAUUUUCUCCGCCAGCGGACGAGAAAAAGUUUCCAUCGGCGAUUAUCCUUCACCCGCUCUCACUCCCGGGUCAGACUACCCAACCCCCACGGCGGUUUCGUCGUUUUGGUCGCCGAUAACUCCGCCUGAAGGCCUGGACGGCCCUGGUAGUGUUUUUGAUUCUCGUCUACAAGAAAUGAAAGAUGGGAAUAGUAGAGCCCCACCUACAUUAGUUCAGAUGCAGGUUAAGACUGGAAACCUUUCUCCUCCCUCUCUGUGCAAUUACAAUGGGUACUCCGGUUACCCUGGGUACAACAAUAUGGAACUGCCAUACUACCAGGGUUACGCUGGAUCUCAUUAUAUGGGGAAUCAUCAAGCUUUCUUCAGACCUGGACUUUCCAGUAAUAUGUCAGAAUACGAGGCAUAUCAGGAUAAAUAUCAGGCUCUGUAAAGAUAUCCAGGAAGGAAAUAGAAAUUUGCGCUGACACCUCACACAAUAGGAAUAAAAGGACAGUCCCACAACAAAAGCAAAUGGCGGCGACCCCCUCACCGGAAGUGUAGGCAGCUACAAACUUUUGUCACGUGGGGGAACCGGAAGUGGUCUGGAACGCCUUGAAAUUAAUCUAUCUCAGUUACAAAGAAAAUGGGGACCAGAAAGUCCAUCUGCCUUUUCCUCCACGCUGAAAGGGUGAAAAGUAUGUUAUUGUUCUGUGUGCUAUAAACUGCUAAAAAUCUAAGAUGUUUGGAUGGGGUGUCCUCGUGUUUUCAAGUGAUAGAAAUCAGCAUAUCCAGGACAGAGUUUAAUUCAACUUAUAGAAAUCAGGAAAUUUAGCUUUCAAUCAUUAUAUCGUAAACUGUAAACAUGUUUGAAAUGAAUUAAUAAAAUGUGAUGAAAAUAA
This is a messenger RNA of Eurytemora carolleeae, 1761 nucleotides long. RefSeq names its product homeobox protein otx5-A. NCBI's taxonomy places the organism in Eukaryota, Metazoa, Arthropoda, Copepoda, Calanoida, Temoridae. Bases 315 to 1313 code for a protein of 332 amino acids. Gene Ontology annotation, cellular component: nucleus. Gene Ontology annotation, biological process: regulation of transcription by RNA polymerase II. The record is from RefSeq and is a predicted model, not a curated record. The transcript is spliced from 8 exons. Gene Ontology annotation, molecular function: RNA polymerase II cis-regulatory region sequence-specific DNA binding; DNA-binding transcription factor activity, RNA polymerase II-specific.